Lycium barbarum (goji berry) is the source of this 345-nucleotide messenger RNA. Its product is annotated as probable glutathione S-transferase. The record is from RefSeq and is a predicted model, not a curated record. The transcript is spliced from 3 exons. Bases 1 to 345 code for a protein of 114 amino acids. Lineage: Eukaryota; Viridiplantae; Streptophyta; Magnoliopsida; Solanales; Solanaceae.
AUGCAGAAACUUGGUUAUGGCAGCAAAGAAGAACUUUCUAAGCUUAUAAAAAUUCUUGACUAUGAAGUCAAAGACACGAAAUUCUUUGGAGGAGAUACAGUUGGAUUCGUUGAUUUUGUGUCCAUUCUUGUAAUCGUUGAUUUUGUGUCCAUUCUUGUAACAUAUUGGCUAGGAGUUAUGCAAGAAGCAUUGAAAGUUGAAGUAUUGACAAAUGAUGAAUUCCCGAAUGUAUGUGCAUGUGCUGAAGAGUUACAAAGCUAUCCAACAAGGACCAAAUUGGUAGCUUGUCCGGAGCCACCAGUUCAAAGCUGCAUCAAGGCUGAGGUACAAGAAGAGAAGUCAUAA